AUGGAAAGAACCAUAUAUAGAAGUUCUAUUUCAGUUGGUCUCGUUCUUCGACUUUCUGGAGGAGAACCGCUUCUCGGUCUCCCAGCAUUAGUACAUUACCCAAUGUAUACGGAUGGUAUCCAGUACUUUCCAUUCAAAACCAUGUCGAUGCUGGCAUCUCUAAUUACGAUACUUACUGUAUCUCGUCUUAGCGAGCACUUAUUCAAGGCGGGUCAUUUGUCACCAGAACUCGAUGUGCUUGGAUGUGUAGUAGUCCCACCGGAAAGAAUUCCACUACCAUCGGAUGUAUCAUUCAAUGUUAGCAGUGACACUCUAGCUAUGAACAAGGCAAAUGGCCAUGGCGCUAAUGGCGCUAACAACGCUACAUUUACGGAGACUUCCUUACUUCAUCCUAAUUACGCAGACCAAAAUUAUCUGUCGACCAAUUCACGUUAG
This is a messenger RNA of Cylicostephanus goldi, 435 nucleotides long. The record is from the annotation of a GenBank genome assembly. Lineage: Eukaryota; Metazoa; Nematoda; Chromadorea; Rhabditida; Strongylidae.